CCAGGCGGGCGGCAGGGAAAGCCCCAUGGGGUGGGCCAGGGAGGGAGGCAGCCGCCCCGUGACUAACCCCCCUCCCUUCCCUCUGCAGCCCGCCCCACCCCGGCCUCCCCAGCGGCGCGCCUGCGGCGGGGAGAGCUGGCGCUGCGCCUUUGCGCACGGGCGCAUCUCCCCGCGGGAGGGCUGGGGGUGGCAGCCCGGGAGCGCUGGGAGCCGGGGGGCUCCAGCCCCUUCUCCCACCGCCACGUGACGGGGCUGGGCCCGAGGAGACGCCCACCGCGGUGGGUGAGAGGGAGGGGAGGAAGGGGACCGGGACACCUGCCCGUGGCAGCAGCCGGCAGAGCAGCCGCGCUCCCUCCCGGCCGCUCCCACCUCUCCGGAGCCCCGCUGCGCCCGCCGGGGCUGGAUGUGCCGCGGGAGCCGGGCGCGGAGGCGGCCUUGGGUGUCACGAGCGGCUCCGGCCUCAGCAGCAGCUCCACGUGGGCGGCCCCGUCGCAGUCAGGAUCCCAGCUGACAGCGGCUGGGGAGGGGGGUGAGGAACUGCACCGGAGCGGCCGCCGCCUCUUCCCAUGGACCUGUCCGGGUGCCAGCCCUCGCCGCCGCUUGGAUGCUGAUGUGAGGCAGCCCAGGGGGGUGUCCUGAGCUCCCUCGCUGCCUCCCCCCCCCCACCCCAGCCCCCCCAGAUGCAUUCGCUGCUGGAUCGCAAGAAGAAAGCAGGCGGCUGCGUGGAUGCUGGGCUGGAGCUGCCGGCUGCAGGUUCCCUUCCCCAGCCUCAGAGGAUGUUCAGCUGCGUGGGCUGCUUCUGGGUCCUCCUAUCCUCCUGCCUGGUGGCCGUCUGCAGCUUCAGCUUCCUCUCGCCUGCCUGGAUCGUGAAGGAGCAUCACCUCCAAGCCCACGGCGGGGUCAGCUUCGGCUUGCUGUGGCACUGCUCCGAGACGCUGGAGCAGAUGUACAGCUGCUACACCUUCGGGGGCCUGGGCAAGUUCCACGAGAUCCCCUCCAGCGCCUGGCAGACGAGUGCAGUGCUGUGCUCUGGAGGCUGUGGUCUCUUGGCCAUCAGCUGCCUGCUGGCGAUCAUCGCUAUAUUCCUGCCCAGCGGGCUCUGUGAGAGACGAGUGUGCACCCUGGCUGGCUACAUGCAGACAGCAGCGGUAUUCAUCAUGGCAUCUGGACUUUUGGUUUAUCCUUUCGGCCUCACCUCUGCUACAGUGAAGAAAUUCUGUGAGAAUUCAAGCAUAUACAAUGCAGGAGACUGCCAGAUUGGAUGGGGGUACAUGUUGGCAAUUGUUGGAGUCAUGUUAUCUGUCUUUUUACCAUUCUUUGCAAAAUAUGCACCAAAAGAGUACAUAUCUCCAACUCCAAUACCUACUAUUUUAUAGUAUUUUAUUAGUAUUUAACAGCAAAACAUUCCUGUUAAUCAAUGGGCAGAAAGUAUUAUAGCACUUCCUUUUAGCUGUAUGGCUAAAAAAAAAAAAAGAGAGAGAGAGGGAGAUAGAGGG
This is a messenger RNA of Trachemys scripta elegans, 1496 nucleotides long. Its product is annotated as transmembrane protein 211-like. The record is from RefSeq and is a predicted model, not a curated record. The transcript is spliced from 3 exons. The coding region runs from base 681 to 1376 and encodes 231 amino acids. Gene Ontology annotation, cellular component: membrane. Lineage: Eukaryota; Metazoa; Chordata; Testudines; Emydidae.